Danio rerio (zebrafish) is the source of this 881-nucleotide messenger RNA. Lineage: Eukaryota; Metazoa; Chordata; Actinopteri; Cypriniformes; Danionidae. The record is from RefSeq and is a predicted model, not a curated record.
UUUUUAUUUAUUUAAGUUUUUUUGGGAAAACAGCAUUUUAAAUUAUACAAUAAUUAUACAAAUGUUUGUUUUUCAUGAUUUAUGAGUUUGUCAUUGUCUUGAUUUGAAUAAGCUAAGUAAAAAUAUAAAUAAAAACUAAAUGUUUUGUUUGUAUGACAGCUCUUGCUGAUGCUUAUUCAGACUUUUUGAAUACUCAACAGGUGCAUUAUGAUGACUUUGGCUUGAGGAACAUCUUGUCUGUUUUGAGAACGUUGGGUGCUGUUAAGAGGUCCAAUCCAACAGAGCCAGAAAAGACUGGGAUCAUGAGAGUCCUGCGUGACAUGAACCUCUCCAAAAUGGUUGAUGAAGAUGAGCCUCUGUUCAUGAGUCUGAUCAAUGACCUGUUUCCGAGGAUCAUGCUGGAUAAAGCUGGUUACCCUGACCUGGAAGCUGCUAUCACCAAACAAGCUGAAGAAGCAGGACUGAUUGCACACUCACCCACCCUGGAUUCUCAAACUUGUGCAACUGUAUGAGACUUGGUUAGUCAUUCAUUAUUCAUUUGACAAAUAUAUGUUAAAUGCUCUGAGUACACAGAGUGGAGGCUGUUGUUCUGUUUGUUCUCUGUACAUGGGUAUGAUGACCCUUGGCCCAAGUGGAACUGAAAAAACUACAUGUGACCACAGCUAAUGACUGGACAGAUGGCCAGGUGACCAUUAGACACGAGGGUAGUAUUCACAUACAGUUUAAGAAGGUAUCUAAUAGUGUGAAGUGUUUACAACUUCAAUUCAGAAAUGGAUCAAUAUUAGCCUGUUAACCGUUUAUGCAUAUGAAAAGCUCUAUUGAUUUUCUUUUUUGACAUUGCCCAAGGAAAGGUCAGACAGAAUUGUGUGCACUGUUUUUAA